GCGCAAUUUUAGCUUUCUAUUCGAAAGACAGAAUUCAAAGCAUUUGGACUUGGAAAAAAAGAAAGGGCAUCAGCUUUUGAGUCACCCGGGCCUACUUCGGAGUUGAAUCGGAGAAUCUUGCGAAUAAAAGUGGGACGCUCAAAGGGGGUUUGUUUGUUGACCGCUGCCGAUUUCCGACUCACCGUGUUGCUUUAUACCUUCCGAGUCAUUUUCAACCAACAAUCAAAAUGCAUGCUGUGAGGAUAUUUCCAGGCUGCAGCGGCAGCUUCACUGCACGCUCAGUGCUGAUUAGGCAAUUUCGUCAACGCACAAUAUCCUCCUUUCCCGCGGGUCAGUUGGUACGGCAAUUCCGCCAGAAUGCAACACCAAAAGAUGCGGCGGCCGUUGUGGUUGGCGCCGGCCCCGCUGGGAUUGCGGUUGUGGGAAAUCUCCUGGAACAGAUCAAAGACGAUGGGAAAAUUGUGUGGGUAGAUGAGCAGUUCCAAGGGGGAAGAAUCAAUAAAUUUUAUCGCGAAGUGCCCGGUAACACUGCGGUAAAGCUCUUUGUUGACUAUGCCGAAGCUUUGAAGCCAUUUCAACACAUUCUCAACACAGCACACAAACCAAAUGCCAUCACGGCCCUUGAGAAGCUCCCUCAAAGCGGGACCUGCUCUCUCAGCUACGCAGGCGAUAUGCUCAACUUACUCACUGCCGGGUUGAGGCAACACCCCCGAAUCCAUACCGUGGAGGGAAAAGCUAACUCGGCUCAUCUCGACCCCCAGUCCAAACGCUGGACUCUCACCACGACCUCCGAAUCAUCAUUAACCACAAGCCCACUGGUAGUCUACUGCACAGGCGCUUUCCCAUCCACCACUCCCCUCCCACCCUCCAGUCCACCAACGAUACCCCUCGACACAGCUCUCACCCCAUCCAUCCUAUCCACCACCAUCCCCCGCGACCAACCUUUCACCAUCGGCGUAAUAGGCGGCUCCCACUCUGCCAUCCUGGUGCUGAUGAACCUCUACAAACUCACAACCACAAGCCACCCAUUACUCAAGAUCAAAUGGUUCACCCGUCACCCCACCCUCCGAUAUGCCGUCCAAAAAGACGGCUACAUCCAAUACGACAACACGGGCUUGAAGGGCAAAGCUGCAGAGUUUGGAAGAACACAACUUGACGGGGACGUGUUACUCAAUAGCGACGCAGGCAAAUUCAUCACACGAAUCGACUGCUCGGAAGGGAAAGAAAAGGAAUGGGCAUUGCUAGAGAAGGAGUUGAAAGAUUGCCAAGGGGUGGUGCAGGCUGUAGGGUAUAUCCCAGCUCCCAUUCCUGAGGUGAGGGUAGGGGAUGGGAAAGAGGUCGUGAAGCUGGGGAAGGAUGCGAGGACAGGGGCUUUCUAUGCGGAGGAUGGGGAAAAGAAGCCGAUUGGGUUGUUUGGAGCGGGUAUUGCAUUCCCGGAGGAGGUUGAUACGCCGGAGGGGGAGAGAGAGUAUGCGGUGGGGAUGUGGAAGUUUAUGAAGUUUUUGAAGAGGGUUGUGCCGGAGUGGGUGGAAGGGAGCCGGGCUUAGAGCACGAUGGUAAUAACUUGUUUGUGAUCCAACUAUCUGAACAGGAUGAACUUGAAUGCGCGAAGAAGCAACUGUGUUGUGACGUGGAAGCAAAAAAAAAAAUGAGCAUUCGCUCUGGUGCCAUUGACGGCACAGCCAGGAAAUGAGGAGUUCAUACCAGUCAUGUAGCACAACGUCAUGUCUCGAAGCCACAAUUCUUGGAGCAUAACAUGAAUUGGAUUGUUCUUCUCUUAUUGGCUAAAGAUUAUUAUUCCUCAACACUGAGGCCUAGUGG
Molecule: messenger RNA, 1821 nt
Organism: Podospora pseudocomata
Lineage: Eukaryota; Fungi; Ascomycota; Sordariomycetes; Sordariales; Podosporaceae
Exons: 2
Coding region: 228-1547 (439 amino acids)
Source: RefSeq, a predicted model, not a curated record